AUGUCAUCUGGUAUGGCUUCUCUGCUCGUUUGCCUCGCUACUUUAUCAUCGUCUUUGGUCGUGUUAGCUCAACGUGGUGAGAGUUGUAAAGCCAUGAGCAGUCCAAUUUAUGACUGCUCACAAACUAUUUAUUCGGACUGCAAGAAUGCAACAUUCGUCACUGAUCGUUCUACUUUUAGUAAAAAUUGUUCACAGGUGUCCCUCUUUUGGGAUGCACCACUGUACAACAUGACCCUUCUCUUCGACAGUGAUCUUAUCGGACCCUAUGAACUGUGUCUUGAACGGAUGAUGUGUACAACAGCGUUUCUUACAAAGAACGAUGGUAGUGAAGUUGAAAUCAAAUGGGAAAAAUUCAAUGAACCAGUCUGCUUUAAAAGUCAACAAGACAUACCCAUCAUGCAGUUUCGAUUCGAUGCUGGAGAACGUUGGCACUGCUACGGAUCAUUCAUCAAUUUCUUCUUUCGUCAAUAG
Molecule: messenger RNA, 471 nt
Organism: Rotaria socialis
Lineage: Eukaryota; Metazoa; Rotifera; Eurotatoria; Philodinida; Philodinidae
Source: the annotation of a GenBank genome assembly